Messenger RNA from Seminavis robusta, 797 nucleotides. Lineage: Eukaryota; Bacillariophyta; Bacillariophyceae; Naviculales; Naviculaceae. The record is from the annotation of a GenBank genome assembly.
GUUUGCGUAAGGUUUUACCGUUCAAGCCUCAACCCUACUGUAGCUUGAGCCACAAGAUCCUGACCAUUUUGCGCUGUCACUGACCACAACCUCUUGACCACAACACCACAACGACAAACCAUCCACCAUCAUCACUAUCACUAGCACUACCAUCGACCAUCAUGACAACAACACCAGUAUCCAACAGUAUUCCACCGCAAAUGAGAGCUCGAGCACUGAGUUUGUAUCGACAGCUGCUGCGAGGAGCGGAAAAAAUGCCGACACCCAAUCGACGCAACUUUGUGGUUCAAAAGACAAGAUCCGAAUUUAGAGCCAACCAACACUUGACCGAUUUCAAAAAGAUUGAAGCCUGCUUCAAACUCGCCGAUACCAACAUUGAUACCGUACUCGUGCAGGCCGAACAUCUCACCCAAUUGAUGAAGGAUCCACAUUACAAGGUCGAUAUUUAAUAAUAAUAAUACAAUAUAAACAUGAUAUAGCGAAGCACAGAAAGAGAAUGGCAGCAAUUUACACGUACGUACCGGUAGUCCACAAGAUGCCAUCAAGACAUUGCCACAAAUGAUUCCCAAAAAGAGAGCAGCCAAGCCAUGUGUCGGAGGUGUCAUUUUAGACGUUUCGAAGAUGGAUGUAGAUAUGCAGAUACAUCUUGUCAUUAUUGCCAGGGGCAGAAAUGUAUGUAACAAUAAAUAGUGUGUGAACGAGAUGGCUACAUUGGCUGGCAAACAACUUACCUGAUUGUGCCACAUUUGUUUCCCCUAAUCGAACAUGGUGGAUAUAGCAUCAUGUACCGCCGUAGU